Propithecus coquereli (Coquerel's sifaka) is the source of this 9543-nucleotide messenger RNA. RefSeq names its product mucin 2, oligomeric mucus/gel-forming (gene MUC2). Gene Ontology annotation, cellular component: extracellular matrix. Gene Ontology annotation, molecular function: protein binding. The transcript is spliced from 53 exons. The coding region runs from base 1 to 9543 and encodes 3180 amino acids. The record is from RefSeq and is a predicted model, not a curated record. NCBI's taxonomy places the organism in Eukaryota, Metazoa, Chordata, Mammalia, Primates, Indriidae.
AUGACCCUGCGGUUCCACAGCAGCAGUGCCGUGACCGGCUUUGUCAGAGUCACCGUGCGCAGGGUGCAGGAGACUGACCGGGUUUGCCAGGGGCCGAGCCAUCGCCUCGGCCUCUGCCGGAGCGGCGCGCACGGGCUGUCUUCAAAUCCCGCAGAAAACAGGAUCGAAAGCCGCGUGCGUCCACAGGGAAGGGCAGUGACCCGCGCUUGCGGCCGGGGCCAGGGAUUCACGGUCACAGUGGCCCAGAGGGGCCUCGAUGACGGGCACGUCCUACAGAGCGCCAGGCUGGCGCACUGCGCCGCCGACCUCGUGCCACCGGUCAUCUCGGGAGGACGCAACGUGGGCUCGGUGGCCUGCUGCGCCUGGGAAUGCUUUCUCCAGGACACGGCCGUGCUCCUCCCCCGGGAGCUGGGCUCCCCCUGGUCAUCGCGAUCUGCUCUGUCGCUGGACCAGCAGACGGAAAAAGGCUCAGGGGGCUGUAAAUUCCGUGUGGCCCUUGGCAAUGGCGUCUUGUCAGGGCAGACGCAGCGGGUGUGGGGCCGGGCCAGGGUGGCCAAGGGUGCCAGGAUCCUGUCCCCAACCGGCCGGAGCCAGAACCACGGCGGCAACGUCUGCAGCACCUGGGGCGACUUCCACUACAAGACCUUCGACGGCGACAUCUACCGCUUCCCCGGCCUCUGCGACUACAACCUGGCCUCCGACUGCAGGGACUCCUACAAGGAGUUCUCGGUGCACCUGAAGCGGGUCCCAGGCGAGGGCGGGGGCCUCCCGCAGAUCGAGUCCGUGCUGCUGACCCUGGGGGACGACACCGUCUACCUCACACGCCAGCUGGCCGUGAUGAACGGCGCCAUGGUCAGCACCCCGCACUACGGCCCCGGGCUGCUCAUCGACAAGAACGACGCCUACACCAAGGUCUACUCCCGCGCCGGACUCACCCUCAUGUGGGACCAGGAGGAUUCCCUCAUGCUGGAGCUGGACAGUAAGUUCCAGAACCACACCUGCGGCCUCUGCGGGGACUACAACGGCCUGCAGACCUACUCGGAAUUUCUCGCGGACGGCGUGCUCAUCAGCGCCCUCGAGUUCGGGAACAUGCAGAAAGUCAACGAGCCGGAGGAGCAGUGCGAGGAGCCCGAGGAGGCUUCGACGCCCGAGUCCUGCUCCGAGCAUCGCGCCGAGUGCGAGACGCUGCUGACCGCCGAGGCCUUUGAGGCCUGCCAGGACCUGGUGCCGCGGGAGCCGUACGUGAGCGCCUGCGUGCAGGACCGCUGCCAGUGCCCUGCCAACGACACCUGCGUCUGCAGCACGGUUGCCCAGUUCUCGCGCCAGUGUUCCCACGCCGGCGGCCGGCCCGGGAACUGGAGGACCCCCACGCUGUGCCCCAAGAGCUGCCCUGGCAACAUGGUUUACCUGGAGAGCGGCUCGCCCUGCAUGGACAGCUGCUCACACCUGGAGGUCAGCAGCCUGUGCGAGGAGCACUACAUGGACGGCUGUUUCUGCCCGGAAGGCACCGUGUACGACGACAUCGCGGGCGGCGGCUGCAUCCCUGCCAGCCAGUGCCACUGCAGGCUGCACGGGCACCAGUACGCCCCGGGCCAGGAGAUCACCAACGACUGCGAGCAGUGUGUCUGCGAUGCUGGCCGCUGGGUGUGCCAAGACCUGCCGUGCCCUGGGACCUGUGCGCUGGAAGGCGGUGCCCACAUCACCACCUUCGACGGGAAAAAGUACACCUUCCACGGGGACUGCUACUACGUCCUGGCCAAGGACGACCUCAACGGCUCCUACGCCCUCCUGGGCGAGCUGGCGUCCUGCGGCUCCUCAGACACGCAGACCUGCCUGAAGACGGUGCUGCUGCUGGCCGACGAUGAGAAGAACGUGGUGGCCUUCAGGUCCGACGGCAGCGUGAUGCUGAACGAGCUGCAGAUGCGGCUGCCCCACGUGACGCCCAGCUUCUCCGUGCUCCGCCCCUCCUCCUACCACGUCGUCAUGAGCACGGCCUUCGGCCUCCGGCUGCAGGUGCAGCUGGCCCCCAUCAUGCAGCUCUUCGUGACGCUGGACCAGGCCGCCCAGGGCCAGGUGCAGGGCCUCUGCGGGAACUUCAACGGCCUGGAGAGUGACGACUUCCUGACGGCGGGCGGGCUGGUGGAGGCCACGGGGGCCGGCUUCGCCAACACCUGGAAGGCCCAGUCGAGCUGCCAGGACAAGGAGGACUGGCUGGACGACCCCUGCUCCCUCAGCGUGGAGAGCGCCAAUUACGCCGAGCACUGGUGCUCCCUCCUGAAGAAGACAGAGACGCCCUUCGGCAGGUGCCACUCGGCUGUGGACCCCGCCGAGUAUUACAAGAGGUGCAAGUACGACACGUGUAACUGUGAGAACAACGAAGACUGCUUGUGCGCCGCCCUGUCCUCCUACGCACACGCCUGCGCCGCCAAGGGCAUCACGCUGUGGGGCUGGAGGGAGCAAGUCUGCAACGAGGACGUGGACUCCUGCCCCAACUCGCAGCUCUUCCUGUACAACCUGACCACCUGCCAGCAGACCUGCCGCUCCCUCUCCGAGCCCGAUGCCCACUGUCUCCAGGGCUUUGUGCCUGUGGACGGCUGCGGCUGCCCCGACCACACCUUCCUGGACGAGAAGGGCCGCUGUGUGCCUCUGGCCAAGUGCUCCUGCUACCACCGCGGCCUCUACCUGGAGGCGGGGGACGUGGUCGUGCGGCAGGAGGAGCGAUGCGUCUGCCGGAACGGGAGGCUGCACUGCGCGCAGGUCAAGCUGCUUGGUCAGAGCUGCGCGGCCCCAAAGAUCCAGAUCGACUGCAACAAUCUGACCGCCCUGGCCACCGCAAAGCCCCGUCCCAUCAGCUGCCAGACGCUGGCCGCCGGCUAUUACCACACCGAGUGCAUCAGCGGCUGCGUGUGCCCCGACGGGCUGAUGGACGACGGCCGCGGCGGCUGCGUGGUGGAGGAGGAAUGCCCCUGCGUCCACAACAGAGACGUGUAUUCUCCUGGGGACAAGAUCAAGGUGGACUGCAACAGCUGCACCUGCCAGAAAGGACGCUGGGUGUGCACCCAGGCUAUGUGCCACGGAACCUGCUCCAUCUACGGGAGUGGCCACUACGUCACCUUUGACGGGAAACACUAUGACUUUGAUGGACACUGCUCCUACGUGGCUGUCCAGGACUACUGUGGCCAGAACUCCUCACUGGGCUCCUUCAGCAUCAUCACCGAGAAUGUCCCCUGUGGCACCACGGGUGUCACCUGCUCCAAGGCCAUCAAGAUCUUCUUGGGGAGGACGGAGCUGAAGCUGGAAGACAAGCACCAUGUGGUGAUCCAGCGUGACGUGGGCCACCACGUGCCCUACACCACGCGGGAGGUGGGUCAGUACCUGGUGGUCGAGGCCAGCAUCGGCGUCAUCGUCAUCUGGGACAAGAAGACCACCGUCUUUGUCAAGCUGGAUCCGUCCUACAAGGGCGCUGUGUGUGGCCUGUGCGGGAACUUCGACCACCGCUCCAGCAACGACCUCACCACGCGGGACCACAUGGUGGUCAGCAGUGAGCUGGACUUCGGGAACAGCUGGAAAGAGGCCUCCACCUGCCCGGACGUGAGCACCGUCCCUGAGCCCUGCAGCCUGAACCCGCACCGCCACUCCUGGGCCGAGAAGCAGUGCAGCAUCCUCAAGAGCAGCGUGUUCAGCGCCUGCCACAGCAAGGUGGACCCCAAGGCCUUCUAUGAGGCCUGCGUGCACGACUCGUGCUCCUGCGACACGGGCGGGGACUGCGAGUGCUUCUGCUCUGCCGUGGCCGCCUACGCACAAGAGUGCACCAAGGAGGGCGCCUGUGUGUUCUGGAGGACGCCAGACCUGUGCCCCGUGUUCUGCGACUACUACAACCCUCCGGAUAAGUGCGAGUGGCACUACGAGCCGUGUGGGAACCGCAGCUUCGAGACCUGCAGGACGCUCAAUGGCAUCCACUCCAACAUCUCCGUGUCCUACCUGGAGGGCUGCUACCCCCGAUGCCCCAAGGACAGGCCCAUCUAUGAUGAGGACCUGAAGAAGUGUGUCUCCGGGAACAAGUGUGGCUGCUACGUGGAAGACACUCGCUACCUACCCGGAGCGUCGGUUCCCACCGAGGAGAUCUGCAAGUCUUGCGUGUGCACCGACUCUUCUCACAUUGUCUGCCGGCCUGAGGAAGGGAAGAUUUUGAACCUGACCCAGGAUGGCGUCUUCUGCUACUGGGAGACCUGCGGGCCCAACGGGACGGUGGAGAAGCACUUCGACAUCUGCGAGUCCACCACGACACGCCCGUCCACCCCGACGGUCUCCACCACGCCCACCCCCGGCAGCCGCCCCAGCUUCACCACCACCACUGGCUCCCCGACCCCCAGCACAGGCACAGUGACCAAUGCCAGCUUUGCUCCCCCAGAGCUGUGCUGCUUCUGGUCCGACUGGAUCAACGACCACCACCCGGGCAGCAGCAGUGACAGCGGUGACCGAGAGACGUUUGAGGGUGUCUGCAGGGCUCCCGAGGACAUCGAGUGCAGGUCGGCCACGGAGCCCCACCUCAGCUGGGAGGAGUUGGGCCAGAAGGUUCAGUGUGACGUCUCACUUGGCUUCAUUUGCCACAACGAAGACCAGUUUGGAAACGGACCAUUUGAACUCUGUUAUGACUACGAGAUACGUGUCAAUUGCUGUCUGCUGAUGGAUGACUGUCCUCUGUCCACCCCAGCCACCACGACUGCAAGGAACACGCCCACCGCCAUCCCUUCAACAACCGCCAUCCCCAUCCCUCCAACCGCCACCCCCAUCCCUCCAACCGCCACCCCCAUCCCUCCAACUGCCACCACCCCCAUCCCUCCAACCGCCACCCCCAUCCCUCCAACCACCACCACCCCCAUCCCUCCAACCACCACCCCCAUCCCUUCAACCAUCACCACCUCCAUCCCUCCAACAACCACUCCCAUCCCUUCAACAACCACUCCCUUCCCUCCAUCAAGCACCACCCACACCACGUCACCAUCUUCAACAACUGUGCCCACUACCAUAGAAAGGACUACCUCGGUGACAACCACUACUACGACAUCCACAGCUACACCUACUCCUGAGCCCACCACUCCAUCCACCCCAGUGCCAACAACCACUCCAUGUGUGCUUGACUGCGAAUGGACCGGGUGGCUGGAUUCAGGGAAACCUGACUAUUCGCAAUCAGGUGGAGAAGUGGAAUUGAUUGGAGAUGUCUGUGGACAAGGCCGGGCAACUAACAUCUCCUGCAGAGCCGCCAUGUACCCUGAAACUCCAAUUGAAGAGCUUGGACAGACCGUAGUGUGCGAUGUCUCAAUGGGGCUGGAGUGCAAAAACCAAGACCAAAAGCCUGGCGGGAUGAUUCCCAUGGCCUACUGCAUCAACUACGAGAUCAACGUGUACUGCUGUAAGUGUGGCAGCACACCUGCCUACACCACAACCACAGCCACAACGCUCCCUAUCACCUCCACCCAGACACCUGGUGCCACCACCACAGAGACCCCAUCCACAACACCUAGUACCACCACCACAGGGAUCCCACUCCCAACACCUGGUACCACCACCCUUGGGACACCAACCACAACGCCUGGUACCACCACCCCAGGGAGACCAACCCUAACGCCUGGUACCACGACCACAGGGACACCAAACCCAACAUACUACCACGACAGGGACCCCACCUCCAACACCUGGUACCACCAACACAGGGACACCAACCCGAACACCUGGUACCACCACCACAGGGACCCCACCCCCAAUACCUGCCUACACCACGACAGGGACACCAACCCCAACACCUGGUAUCACCACCACAGGGAACCCACGGCCAACACCUGGUACCACCACCACAGGGAUCCCACCCCCAACACCUGGUACCACAACCACAGGGACACUAUCCACAACACCUGGUACCACCACCACAAGGACACCAACCCCAACACCUGGUACCACCACCGCAGGGACACCAACCCCAACAACUGUGUCCCCAGCCACAACACCGGGUACCACCACCCAAGGGAGCCCACCCCCAACACCUGGAACCACCACCACAGGGACCCCAUCCACAACACUGGGUACCAGGACCACAGGGAUCCUACCCCCAACACUUGGUACCACCAGCACAGGGAACACACCCCCAAUACCUGCCUACACCACAACAGGGACACCAACCCCAACACCUGGUAUGACCACCACAGGGACCCUACCGCCAACACCUGGUACCACCACCACAGGGACACCAACCCCAACACCUGGUACCACCACUGCAGGGACACCAACCCCAACAACUGGUACCACAACCACAGGGACCCCACCCCCAACACCUGGUACCACCACCACAGGGACCCCAUCCAAAACACCUGGUACCACCACCACAGGGACCCAACACCCAACACCUGGUACCACCACCACAGUGACGGCAUCCACAACACCUGGUAUCACCACCACAGGGACUCGAUCCCCAACAACUGGUACCACCAACACAGGGAUACCAACCCCAACACCUGGUACCACCACCACAGGGACCCCACCCCCAACACCUGCACAGGGACCCCGACAUUUCCAGGCACAGCACCCACUGCUGGGUCAACCACCCCCAAAUCCCAACCUGAGUCCUCGACCCCUCCGACCUCUCAGUCCACCUCCUCCCUUUCCACGGUGUCCACCACACUUCUCAGCACCUCCUCGCCUGCCUUGGAGACCUCUAGCACACCAUUGCCCUCCACGCCAACGGCACCAACGGUUACGACGACAGGAAGCCGCACCCCUUCCCCACCGCCAGGAUCCCAGGUCCCCACGCCUAGCACCACCGCGACCCCUCCAGGAACCACCACCCGCGGAACUGCGACUGGGCUACCUCCACCUGCCUCUGUGUCAACAACCCCUGUGGGGAUCCCCACCCGGCCAGCCCUCCCCUCGACCACGACCUCUAGCACCUCCUCCUCCAUGGCACCCACCCCCACGCUGACGCCGAUCCCCAUCCCCAGCAUCAGCAUGAGCACCGGCCCUGAGGUCAGACCAUCCACCGGGAUCGGGUGCUGCAAGCUGAACGAUACCUUCUAUGCGCCAGGCGAGCUGGUGUACAAUGGCACACAUGGAGACACGUGCUACUACGUGAACUGCUCACUGAUCUGCACCCUUGAGUUCUACAACUGGUCGUGCCCAUCCACGCCCUCCCCAACGCCCGCGCCCUCCAAGCCAACGCCCGCGCCCUCCAAGCCAACGCCCACGGCUGUGCCCUCCAAGCCAACGUCCUCCCCAACGCCCAGCACGCCGGCCACCACCAAGCGCACUGGGUGCCCUGACUUUGAUCCUCCCAGACAGGAGAACGAGACCUGGAGGCUGUGUGAAUGCUUAAUGGCCACCUGCAAGCACGACAACACGGUGGAAAUUGUGGAGAUGGAGUGCAAGCCCCCACCCAUGCCCACCUGCUCCAACGGCCUCAAGCCUGUAGCUGUGCCGGACCCUGAUGGCUGUUGUUGGCACUGGGAGUGUGACUGCUACUGCACAGGCUGGGGGGACCCACACUACGUCACCUUCGACGGGCUCUACUACAGCUACCAGGGCAACUGCACCUACGUGCUGGUGGAGGAGGUCACGCCCACGGUGGACAACUUUGGGGUCUACAUCGACAACUACCACUGUGACGUCAACGACAAGGUGUCCUGCCCCCGGACCCUGAUCGUGCGCCACGAGACCCAGGAGGUGCUGAUCAAGACCGUGCAGCUGACGCCCAUGGAGGUGGAGGUGCAGGUCAACAGGCAGGUGGUGGCGCUGCCAUACAAGAAGUACGGGCUGCAGGUGUACGAGUCGGGCAUCAACUACGUGGUGGACAUCCCCGAGCUGGGCGCGCUGGUCUCCUACAACGGCCUGUCCUUCUCCAUCCAGCUGCCCUUCCGUCUGUUUGGCAACAACACCAAGGGCCAGUGUGGCACCUGCACCAACAGCACUGCGGACGACUGCAUUCUGCCCAGCGGGGAGGUCGUGUCCAGCUGUGAGAUCGCGGCUGACCAGUGGAUAGUGAACGAUCCCUCCAAGCCACACUGUCCCCACGGCAGCUCCACAACCAAGCUCCCGGCCACCACCCUGCCCGGGACCAGCACCCUGGCCCUCCCCGAGCACUGCACCGAGUCUCCGCUCUGCCAGCUUAUCAAAGACAGCGUGUUUGCGCCCUGCCACGCCCUGGUGCCCCCCCAGCACUACUACGACGCCUGCGUGUUCGACGGCUGCUUCGUGCCCGACGUGGGCAUGGAGUGCGCCAGUCUGCAGACCUACGCAGCCCUCUGUGCCCAGCAGGGUGCCUGCAUCGACUGGCGGGACCACACCCACGGGGCCUGCUCCGUCGAGUGCCCGUCUCACAGGGAGUACCGGGCCUGUGGUCCCACGGAAGAGCCCACCUGCGAGUCCAGCCUCUCCGCGCAGAACAGCACCAGCCUGGUGGAAGGCUGCUUCUGUCCCCAGGGCACCACCAGCUACGCGCCCGGCUUCGACGUCUGCGUGGAGACCUGCGGUACGGGGCUCCCUCGCGCUUUUGGGGAGCACUUCCAGUUCGACUGCAAGGACUGCGUCUGCCUGGAGGGUGGAAGCGGCAUCCGCUGCCAGCCCAGGGAGUGCAGCCAGAAGGCCCCCACCAGCUGCGAGGAGGACGGCACCGCCCUCGUCACAGAGGUCAACCCCGCCGACACCUGCUGCAGCAUCACCUUCUGCAAGUGCAACAGCAGCCUGUGCCAGGAGAAGCCCCCCUCAUGCCCGCUGGGAUUUGAAGUGAGGAGCAAGACCGUGCCCGGGCGGUGCUGCCCCGUGUACUCGUGCGAGCCCAAGGGGGUGUGUGUGCACGAGAACGCUGAGUAUCAGCCGGGCUCUCCGGUGUACUCCUCCAAGUGCCAGAGCUGCGUCUGCACCGAGGCCGUGGACAACAGCACCUUCCUCAAUGCCAUCGCCUGCACCCACACGCCCUGCAACACCUCCUGUGGCCCUGGCUUCGACCUCGUGGAGGACCCUGGGCAGUGCUGCAAGAAGUGCGAGCAGACGCACUGCAUCAUCGACCUGCCCCGCACCCAGCUCGUCCUGAAGCCCGGGGACAUGCAGAGUGACCCCAGCAACAACUGCACGUUCUUCAGCUGUGUGAAGAUCCACAACCAGCUCGUCUCGUCCGUCUCCAACAUCACCUGCCCUUCCUUCGACCCCAGCACCUGUGUCCCGGGCUCCAUCACCCUCAUGCCCAACGGAUGCUGCAGGACCUGCACCCCUCGCAACGAGACCAGGCCCAUCUGCUCCACCGUCCUGGUCACCAGGGAACUCUCACACGCCGGCUGCACCCAGCUGGUCGCCAUGAAUGACUGCUCCGGGUCCUGCGGAACAUCCGUCAUGUACUCUGCGGAGGCCCAGUCCCUGGACCACCGGUGCUCCUGCUGCAAGGAGGAGAGAACCAGCCAGCGCGAGGUGGUCCUGAGCUGCCCCGAUGGCAGCUCGCUGAAGCACACCUACACCCACAUCGAGAGCUGCCUGUGCCAGGACACCGUCUGCGGGCUCCUGUAG